Molecule: messenger RNA, 711 nt
Organism: Sorex fumeus (smoky shrew)
Lineage: Eukaryota; Metazoa; Chordata; Mammalia; Eulipotyphla; Soricidae
Product: 60S acidic ribosomal protein P0-like
Exons: 5
Coding region: 1-711 (236 amino acids)
Biological process (GO): ribosomal large subunit assembly; cytoplasmic translation
Cellular component (GO): cytosolic large ribosomal subunit
Molecular function (GO): large ribosomal subunit rRNA binding; structural constituent of ribosome
Source: RefSeq, a predicted model, not a curated record
AUGUCUAACUUGGGGAAGAAGACACGGAAUAGGCAGACAGACAAGGAGGCAGGUGGAGAUAAGCCUGGAAAGAGGGCUUCCAGUCAACCUGCUUUUGGGAAAGGCUUUCUCAUCCCAAGGUCCGAGCAUGCUGAAGGCUCCAGUUCUGCUGAGGCGAAGUCAGGGCCUGCCUGUGAGAGGCCUGUGAGUUCCUUGAGGCCUGUGGCUGCUUUGGGCUCUCUGGAGGUGUCCAAUGCCCAGGACACAGUCCUGUCCAACUACUUCCUAAAGAUCAUCCAACUUCUGGAUGAUUACCCCAGGUGCUUCAUCGUGGGGACCGACAAUGUGGGCUCCAGGCAGAUGCAGCAGAUCCGCAUGCCCCUCCGUGGGAAGGCGGUGGUGCUGAUGGGCAAGAACACCAUGAUGCGCAAGGCCAUCCGCGGGCACCUGGAGAACAACCCCGUGCUGGAGGAGUUGCUGCCGCAUAUCCGUGGAAAUGUGGGCUUUGUGUUCACCAAGGAGGACCUUACUGAGAUCAGGGACAUGCUGCUGGCCAAUAAGGUGCCAGCUGCUGCCUGUGCGGGAGCCAUUGCCCCCUGUGAGGUCACUGUGCCAGCCCAAAAUACAGGUCUGGGGCCCGAGAAGACCUCCUUCUUCCAGGCUUUGGGCAUCACCACCAAAAUCUCCAGGGGCACCAUUGAAAUCUUGAGUGAUGUGCAGCUGAUGCGCUAG